AUGGAGAAACUAAGAAGACUGGUGAACGAAAUCACCUACGCUCAAGACCACGCUAAGCUCAGUCCUCUCCAAUCAUCUAUUAUUCCUCUGCUCUCCUUCGCUUCCUCCGUCUACUGCUUCACCCUCUCUCUCCGUCGCUCUCUCUACCACUUCGGCUUUUUCUCCAAGCACAGAUUGGCAGUACCAGUGAUUAGUGUUGGGAACUUGACAUGGGGCGGCAAUGGGAAGACACCAAUGGUUGAGUUCAUUGCUCACUCUCUCGCCGAUUCUGGGAUUUCACCUCUCAUUCUUACCAGGGGUUAUGCUGGUGGGGAUGAAGCUAGAAUGCUUCAAAGGCAUCUUCUUGGGAGACCUGUUAAGAUUGGUGUAGGUGCAAAUCGGGCAGCUACAGCUGCUUCUUUCUUUGAAAAAUAUGGUUACGUUGAUCCUCGUAGUUGCAAAUUCUCUGAGAGAAUUAGCAUUGAUGAGAAAGUGAGGGGUCAUCUCAAAUCAGAACAAAUUGGUGCUGUAAUUCUAGAUGAUGGAAUGCAGCACUGGAGCUUGUCGCGUGAUCUGGAAAUUGUAAUGGUUAAUGGGUUAAUGCGAUGGGGAAACCGUCAAUUACUACCUCUUGGCCCUUUAAGAGAACCUUUGAUGGCACUCAGACGAGCUGAUGUUGCUGUGGUUCAUCAUGCAGACUUGGUAUCUGAACAAAAUCUCAAGGAUAUUGAGUCAGAGAUUCGAGAAAUUAAGAAUUCUCUUCCAGUUUUCUUCACAAGAAUGGCUCCCUCUUGCUUCUUUGAAGUGGGAAAUGUCAACUCUGAAGUACCUCUGAGAACAGUGUGUAAUGCUGUUCUAUUAUGUGUUUCUGCAAUUGGAUCUGCUGACGCUUUUGCACAGGGGCUUGAGAAGUUAGGUGCGUGUCAUGUUGACCGACUCGAUUUUAGUGACCAUCACUUAUUUCAAGCCAAGGACAUUGAGAUGAUCAGGAAGAAGCUUGGAGAACUUGAGGCCAAGUUUAAUUCCAAGCCAAUCGUUGUUGUGACAGAAAAGGAUUAUGAUCGAGACUCUGAGAUUCUGAAGCUUUUGCACCCGUUUAAAGUUCUAGUUCUCUGUUCUAAAUUACAAAUCAUACCUCACAGAGGAUGCUGUGAGUAUAGCUUCAAGAAGUUGUUAAAGGAACUACUCGAAGUAAAGUGAUCAGGCAAAAGUAAAACUUUGUUUUCUGUGGGGUAGUCAGAAAUGUCAAAUGUGAUCCAUAAUGUUAUGGGAUCAGUAAUGGUACGGUGAUUAUUUUAUAAUA
Molecule: messenger RNA, 1282 nt
Organism: Pistacia vera
Lineage: Eukaryota; Viridiplantae; Streptophyta; Magnoliopsida; Sapindales; Anacardiaceae
Product: probable tetraacyldisaccharide 4'-kinase, mitochondrial
Exons: 8
Coding region: 1-1179 (392 amino acids)
Biological process (GO): lipid A biosynthetic process
Molecular function (GO): ATP binding; lipid-A 4'-kinase activity
Source: RefSeq, a predicted model, not a curated record